Molecule: messenger RNA, 741 nt
Organism: Rotaria sp. Silwood1
Lineage: Eukaryota; Metazoa; Rotifera; Eurotatoria; Philodinida; Philodinidae
Source: the annotation of a GenBank genome assembly
AUGAAUAAGCAAAAAACGACAGCAACUAUUAUCAAUGAUGAAGCAGAAAUGUCUAGUACCAACACUGUGAUCGACACGAACAAGCAUGCUGCUAUGCUGCCACGACCUGUUCGUCGUUCGCUUCAAAACUCUCUGUUGAUAUGGCUUGAUACCGAUCUCGAUGAAUUCAAAGACCAGUAUAAAAAAGCAAUAGAACAUCUACGUGAUAUUCUUGUUUCAGUCAUUACAUUUACAGACGUUGAUGAAUGUAUGAAUUUUCUUAGUAAACUUGAAAAUGAAAAAGUAUUCAUGAUUGUAUCGAGUGUGCUAGGACAACAUAUAAUCGUAGAAAUUCAAAAAUAUCCACAAUUAAUCUCCAUUUAUGCUUUAUGUGACAAUCAAUUGAUUCAUGAGGAAUGGAUCAAAGCAAUACCUAAAGUGAAAGGUGUGUACACACAAAUUGAACCGAUCUGUGACGCAUUACGAAUCGAUCAUGAAGUUCAUGAUCGAGCUAUGAUACCGAUCAGUUUUAAUCGUAUUGACCCAUUAUUCAUGUAUACACAAUUGUUGAAAGAAGCGCUUUUGGAUAUAGAAGAUGAUGAUACAAAAACUAUUAAAGAAUUCGUUGAAUAUUGUCGUCUUGAAGGGGAUGCUUCCGAACAAACACUUGAAAAGAUCGAAAGAGAAUAUCGUAAUCAUUCACCCAUUUGGUGUAACAUUUUAAUUCCUUUAAGUCGACGUAUUUUGGAUAGUAAAAGUUAA